Messenger RNA from Sodiomyces alkalinus F11, 333 nucleotides. Its product is annotated as dabb-domain-containing protein. The record is from RefSeq and is a predicted model, not a curated record. The transcript has 3 exons. NCBI's taxonomy places the organism in Eukaryota, Fungi, Ascomycota, Sordariomycetes, Glomerellales, Plectosphaerellaceae. Bases 1 to 333 code for a protein of 110 amino acids.
AUGUCUGUUACGCAUACAGUGCUUUUCCAGUUUAAGGCAGGGGCCAAUCCUGACGAUGUCAAGGCGGCUUGUGCUCGAUUCCUCGCCUUGAGGCAGAAUUGUAUCCACCCGACUGCCCAUACACCGUAUAUCACAUCCCUAAAAGGCGGCAAAGACAACUCGCCGGAGGGAGUACAGAAUGGAAUGACCCACGGCUUCGUCGUUGAGUUUGCCUCCGCCGACGAUAGGGACUACUAUGUUAAGGAUGAUCCAGCCCAUCAAGCCUUCGCUAAGAGCAUCGGAGAUUUGGUCGAGAAGGCAGUUGUUGUCGACUUUACCAGUGGAAUCUACUAG